GUUUCCACCCCGCGGUUUACGCAUAAAAGAAGAUCUCGACUGUUUACCUAAAUCGGAUCACUUGUUCUGAACCCUAAUUCUCUCAAUCUUCAACUAAAAUGGCUACGACAAUUAGCACUCAGCGCGGACAGGUGUACAUUGGGGAGUUGCCCCAGGACUUCCUAAGGAUCACCCCCACCCAGCAGCAGCAGCAGGUACAGAUGGACGCUCAGGCUGCCAGGCAGCUCCAGUACGGCGGCUCCAUCGGAACAGUGGGCAGACUCACUAUCACUGUGGUCCAGGCAAUGCUUGCUAAGAACUAUGGGAUGACCCGCAUGGACCCCUACUGCAGGAUCCGCCUCGGGUACGCUGUAUACGAAACCCCCACCGCUCACAACGGAGCAAAAAAUCCUCGCUGGAACAAAGUUAUUCAGUGCACCGUCCCUCCAGGAGUGGACUCCUUCUACCUGGAGAUUUUUGAUGAGAGGGCGUUCUCCAUGGAUGACCGCAUAGCAUGGACACAUGUGACCAUCCCUGAAAGCUUGCGAGAGGGCACUGUGGUGGACGAGUGGUACAGCCUGAGCGGCAGACAGGGCGAUGAUAAAGAGGGCAUGAUUAAUCUCAUCAUGUCCUUCGCUUCUAUGCCAGCAGGGAUGAUGAUGGCAUCUCAGCCGGUGGUUCUUAUGCCCACUGUAUACCAGCAGGGGGUCGGCUAUGUGCCCAUAGCAGGUGUCCCGGGUGUCUACAAUCAGGGUGUGGUGCCGAUGGGAAUGCCAGCAGUACCUGCUGCUGCCCCUCGCAGCGCCCCUUGCAGCGAGGAGGACCUGAAGGCCCUUCAGGACAUGUUCCCCAACCUUGAUCAGGAGGUGAUCCGUACGGUGUUGGAGGCCCAGCAGGGCAACAAGGACGCUGCCAUUAACUCUCUGCUGCAGAUGGCUGAGGAGAUGUAACCCCACCAUCCACACCUCCCUCACCCUGUAAAUACUCGCACUCAGGCCCACCAGCCCAACAUCCGCAGACGUUCCCCACCAGUAGCAAAGUGUUUGCUUUUAUAUUGUUUGCAGAGAUCUAAGUCUUCACGGCACAACAAACAGUGGACAGGAUGUUUGACUGGAUGCUUUUUUUGUUGCCAUUUGUGAGCGAAUGUGUAUUCCGGCCGCGUUCUGUUUUGGCCCGCGGCUUUAGCCAUGAUUCCACUGAGAUUUCUCCAUUCAGUCUGAUGUGUAUAUGUGUGUGUGUGUCUCCGUUUGUGUUAUAUGCUCUUAUCUGUAUAAAAAUAGCUUGAUUAUAUAUAUAUAUAUAGCCUAUAUAUAUUUAAUGGAUUGUAAAUUAUUUUGAGAACAAUGACAGAGAUGUUAAAGUAUGUCAGAUUUUAGACAGGGUCUAAUGUUGUGGGUUACAGGGGAAAUGUGCAAAUUUGUAAUGAUUUAAUAGUUGAAUGUUGAAACUUCUUUCAGCGUAGCUAAAUAGCCAUUCUGUAUUGCUUGUUUCUCCACUGUAUUGCUUGACCCACUGAAGUCUUAAUGAGUAUCUGUAAUUAAACUGAAGACAUGUGUGA
Molecule: messenger RNA, 1537 nt
Organism: Colossoma macropomum (tambaqui)
Lineage: Eukaryota; Metazoa; Chordata; Actinopteri; Characiformes; Serrasalmidae
Gene: tollip
Product: toll interacting protein
Exons: 6
Coding region: 99-929 (276 amino acids)
Biological process (GO): ubiquitin-dependent protein catabolic process
Cellular component (GO): cytoplasm
Molecular function (GO): ubiquitin conjugating enzyme binding; ubiquitin binding
Source: RefSeq, a predicted model, not a curated record